This is a messenger RNA of Dermatophagoides farinae (American house dust mite), 975 nucleotides long. RefSeq names its product actin-related protein 2/3 complex subunit 3. NCBI's taxonomy places the organism in Eukaryota, Metazoa, Arthropoda, Arachnida, Sarcoptiformes, Pyroglyphidae. The record is from RefSeq and is a predicted model, not a curated record. Gene Ontology annotation, cellular component: cytoskeleton; Arp2/3 protein complex. Gene Ontology annotation, biological process: Arp2/3 complex-mediated actin nucleation; regulation of actin filament polymerization.
UGAGCCGCAUCACAUUAUUAGCCGCCUCGCCUUUUCAAUUGUUUUUAUUUAUAUUUGUUUAUCAUCUAUGGAUUAAAAUUAAAUUUUUUUUGUGCAAUUUAAAUCGAAUGAAUGAAUGAAUAAACAGCGGUAUAUGCCAAAAAAAACGACAGUUCAACAGUUCGACAGUUCAAUCAUAAACGAUUUCAAUUUUCUUCAAUUUUUUUUUGUUUGAAAAAAAAAUUAUAAAUGAAAACAAUGCCUUCAUAUCAUUCAAAAUUAACAUCAGAUCGUUCGGUUGGCAAUAUGGCAUUAUUACCAUUUCGAACGAAAUUUCGUGGCCCAAUCAUAUCGAAUCAAAUGACAAUGAUGAUGAACGGUAAUACUAAUGGUAAUGGUAAUGGUAAUGGUAAUGGUAAUGGUAAUGGUAAUGGUAAUGGUACGAUAACAAAUGGCCAAUCUGAACCACCAAUGGAUAUAAUUGAUGAAACAUUAUUCUAUUUUAAGCCAAAUGUAUUUUUUAAAACAUAUGAAAUACAAUCAAAUGCAGAUCGUGUAUUAAUCUAUUUAACAUUAUAUAUUAUUGAAUGUUUGAAAAAAUUACAACGUUUAAAUACAAAAGAACAUGCUAUUGCCGAGAUGCAUGCAUUGGCCAUUUCACGAUUUGAUAUACCAGGUGAUCCAGGAUUUCCAUUGAAUUCUGUAUAUGCAAAACCAUCAACAGCUGAAGAACAAGAGUUAAUGCGUCAAUAUUUUUUACAAUUACGGCAAGAAUGUGGUCUACGUUUAGCUGAACGUGUAUUUGAAACAGAAAAUGGUAAACCAUCCAAAUGGUGGCUUUGUUUUGCUAAACGUAAAUUUAUGGAUAUUACAUUAACCGGUAAUGUUCCUAAAUGAUAAGGAUCACUUGAAAUCACAAAUAAAAGUAUAUAUCAUCAUUUUAAAUGUUCAAGUUUUUUUCUCUUUUUCUGAUGCUGCUGUAUUUAUUAUUAUUAU